UUCUCACUGUCUCUUUCUUGUUUCUCUCUCACACACACCCACACUCUCACACACAUUCACUCACUCAUACUCUCUUUCUUUCAUUAUUGAAUUAUUUCAUACAGAUAACAAAAGCAUGGCUGGUGGAGGUUUGAAGAAGUCGUGCCCUACAUGCCAGGAAAAAAUAUUUAAUGGAUGUAAGGUCUGCCCCAUGUGCAAGACAGCACAGCCGCAACAUCUAAGGCUGAAAAAGAAAAUUGAAAAAUUCAAGAUGGAAAAGGAGUCUUGGGUGGCUAAGAAAAAGAAAAAUCAAAUAACAUCUCAUUUAAUGGAUGAUGCCGUGAUUUUGAUUGAGAAACUGAAUGCAGUGGGCUGGAGGCCCAUGCUUUUUCUUGAGUACCCCAACAAGGAGGUCAAGAUGCUGCUGCCAGAGGGGCUCGAAUUAAGUUCGGGAGAGAAUAUAUGUCUUAAUAACAUGAACGCAAUCUACAGCAUGAUAGUUCAAGGAAAGACAGUGCCAGCAGACCCUUCUAGCAACCAGGCCUCAACCAGUAAUCUGCAACUGGGUCCAGAAGAGGAGACCAUUGUUGUUUUAAAUUUAGAGUCCAUUCAAGACCCUCCACCACAACAAGAGGAGGCUCUUCUGUUAACCAGCCCUGCCACCAACACCAACGAGGGGGCACAGACUGAGACAGAGGAGGCUCUUCUGUCAACCAUCCCUGCCACCAACACCAACGAGGGGGCACAGACUGAGACAGAGGAGGCUCUUCUGUUAACCAGCCCUGCCACCAACACCAACGAGGGGGCACAGACUGAGACAGAGGAGGCUCUUCUGUCAACCAGCCCUGCCACCAACACCAACGAGGGGGCACAGACUGAGACAGAGGAGGCUCUUCUGUCAACCAGCCCUGCCACCAACACCAACGAGGGGCUAAAAAAGGACAAAACCCCCAAAAGACGCCAAAGGACAAAAGUUUCUAAAAAAGAAAAGGAUUGUCCACACAACAGCCAGGAGGUGCACGCAUAUAGAUGCGUGAUCAAAACUAGGAAGAGAAAGGGGAAGAUGGAGAAAUUGAUAGAUUGGCUCCCCUGCAAACUGUGCGGGAAAACCUGGCCUCCAACAUGGGAGACUGCUUGACACACACACACGCACACACAAUCACUCACUCACUCACUCACUCAUUCUCUC
Molecule: messenger RNA, 1168 nt
Organism: Carassius auratus (goldfish)
Lineage: Eukaryota; Metazoa; Chordata; Actinopteri; Cypriniformes; Cyprinidae
Exons: 12
Coding region: 116-1117 (333 amino acids)
Source: RefSeq, a predicted model, not a curated record